Molecule: messenger RNA, 963 nt
Organism: Nicotiana attenuata
Lineage: Eukaryota; Viridiplantae; Streptophyta; Magnoliopsida; Solanales; Solanaceae
Product: peroxidase 44-like
Exons: 3
Coding region: 1-963 (320 amino acids)
Biological process (GO): hydrogen peroxide catabolic process; response to oxidative stress
Cellular component (GO): plant-type cell wall; plasmodesma
Molecular function (GO): peroxidase activity; heme binding
Source: RefSeq, a predicted model, not a curated record
AUGGUGCUUCUAUUGGCUGCUAUUUUAGCCGGCUCAUGCACUCAACUUAAAGUUGGUUUCUAUAGUUCUAGUUGUCCAAAGGCUGAAAGUAUUGUGAAAAGUGUAGUGCAGGAGAAGUUCAAAAAUGACCAGUCCAUUACAGGAGCUUUACUUCGCUUACAUUUUCAUGACUGUGGUGUUAGAGGUUGUGACGCAUCGAUACUGAUAGAUUCAGAUCCAACCAACAAUCAAACCUCAGAGAAAGAUUCUAAUCCAAACUUCACAGUACGAGGUUAUGAAGUAAUUGAUGAAAUUAAGGAAAAAUUAGAAGCUAAUUGUCCUUCAACAGUUUCAUGUGCGGACAUCAUAACACUAGCUACUCGCGACACAGUUGCCUUAGCCGGAGGACCAAAAUACACUAUUCCAACGGGCAGGCGCGACGGCCUUGUGUCGAACGCCUCAGAAGUGGACUUACCCGGCCCGAAUCGUUCAGUGCCAGAAAUUUUAGCAUUCUUCAAAACCCUAGGCCUAAACAAAAAUGACAUGGUGACAUUAUUAGGAGCUCAUACAGUUGGAGUUGCACAUUGUUUCUUUUUUCAGUCUCGGGUUUCGAAUUUUCGAGGUACAAGGAAACCUGAUCCCAUAAUGGAUCCUGAAUUGGUUACAAAACUUUUCAAACUUUGUAACACGUCUACCCCACCAACAACAUUGGAUGAUGUUCCAACAACAUUUUUGGAUCAAAAUACAUCUUUUGUAGUUGACAAUCAAUUUUAUAAGCAAAUCUUGUUGAAGAAAGGGGUUUUGAAGAUUGAUCAAGAACUUGCUUUGGAUAAGUUAAGUGCACCAAUUGUUUCAAAAUUUGCAACCAAUGGAAAUGCCUUUAGACAGAGUUUUGCUAAGGCUAUGGUCAAGAUGGGAAGUAUUAAUGUACUAGUAGGGGAUGAUGGAGAAAUUAGAAAAAAUUGCAGGGUCUUCAAUAAAUAA